Daktulosphaira vitifoliae (grape phylloxera) is the source of this 1758-nucleotide messenger RNA. Its product is annotated as lachesin-like. Lineage: Eukaryota; Metazoa; Arthropoda; Insecta; Hemiptera; Phylloxeridae. Bases 312 to 1601 code for a protein of 429 amino acids. The record is from RefSeq and is a predicted model, not a curated record. The transcript is spliced from 11 exons. Gene Ontology annotation, cellular component: neuron projection.
AUCAUUUGCACAGUACCGAAAUCUUCGCUAGUAUCAGCCGGCCGGCAGUGUGCUGCACGCCGUUGCUAAAGAUUCACCGACUCUCCGUAUUAUUUAUUAAUUUUCAUGUACAGUUCGCGAGUGAAUAAGAUUCAUGUUAACCUCAAGUUAACUGAGUAAUAAGUUUAUGGAAAAAAAAAUGUUUUAUAAAAAAGUCAUAACUUUGAACACUAUGUAGUACUAAAAUAUUGUUUCGAUGAUCACGACAUAUAUUCUAACUUGUAAUUUACAAUUAGUUUCAGUUGUUUUAUACUGUUGAUUGGAUAUCAGAAAUGAAAGCGAUGGUUAUUAAUGUAUUUUGUAUCUUUGUUAUUGGCUGUCGAAUCAUUGAUAUCGAUGGAACACUCACUCAAAUGCAUCCUUUCAAAGAUAACGAACAAUUAGCUAAUUCUGUUAGUCAAUCACUUCAUGAUCCUUUAAUGCCUAGGUUCGCUGAACCGAUACCCAAUGUCACGGUGAGUGUGGGACGAGAUGCUUUGCUGGCUUGUGUUGUGGAUAACUUACGAGAAUUUAAGGUNGCGUGGGUUCGAGUCGACACUCAAACUAUACUAACUAUCCACCACAAUGUCAUUAGUCAAAAUCCAAGACUAACUCUGUCAUACAAUGACCAUCGGUCGUGGUAUUUGCACAUCAAGGACGUUCAAGAAGAAGAUCGAGGAUGGUACAUGUGUCAGGUAAACACCGAUCCCAUGCGCAGUAGACAAGGAUACUUACAAGUUGUUGUUCCUCCGAGUAUUGUAGACAAGGAGACGAGCACAGACAUGGUAGUACGCGAGGCGAGUAAUGCUACUUUAGUAUGCAAAGCGGCCGGGUAUCCGGAGCCGUAUGUUAUGUGGCGACGAGAGGACGGAGACGAUAUUAAUUAUAACGGAGAAACAGUUAACUUUGUCGAUGGUGAAGUUUUUCACAUAACAAGAGUUAGCCGAUUACAUAUGGGCGCAUAUUUAUGUAUAGCAUCUAACGGUGUACCUCCGUCCAUUAGCAAAAGAGUCACGCUCAAAGUCCAAUUUCCGCCAAUGUUGACAAUAUCAAAUCAAUUAGUUGGAGGAUAUAUUGGCCAGGAUAUUAAACUGGAAUGUCACACAGAAGCAUUUCCAACGUCCAUUAAUUUUUGGACGACCGAAAAAGGGGAUAUGAUUGUUUCAGAUAUGACUGUUUCAGGGGAAAAAUACGAGGCAGUUUCUACUGACAAUGGAUACAAUAAAUACAUGAUUUUGAAAAUUAGAAAACUGUCUCCACAAGAUUUUGGAUCUUAUAAGUGUGUGGCAAAAAACUCACUUGGAGAAACCGAUGGAUUCAUCAAGCUUGAUCAGAUCCCAAUGCCAUCUAAACCUAUGAUAAGUUUUGAAGAUAUUGACAUUGAUAAUGAAAUUGAAAAAGGCAUUUAUGAAGAAAACACAUCAUCAGAUUUAAUUUUGUUAUCAUUUCCGACCGAUAACAACUUUUCCAGUUCAGCGUUUUCCCUUAACUAUUCCUAUUCUAGUUGGAUUUUAAGACAAUAUUUUAUAAGCAUAUCAAUUAUCUUGCUCUAUUUUUUUAAAUAUUUUCCACUUGACUUUUAGAGUAACGAUUUAUAUAUCUUUGUAAAACAUUGUUAUUUUAUGUUGCAUUUAAAUCAUGUAAAUAAAUGUAAAGUAGCAUCAUAAAAUUUGUAAAUAAGUCAUUUAUGUUUUUAAAUAUGAUUGAUUUUUUUUUAUUUAUAAGAUGAUAGAACUAUUC